AUGGAUACACAAAUAUUUUCAUUAGAAGAUAUUAAUGGAAGUACUUCUAAUUUUGUAGAACAUAUUGUUAUAACUAGAGAUGACCCAAAUAAUUUUAAUGAAAACAAUCAACUUAAUUUAUCCGAACCUGCACAUUCUCUUUUGCGAUAUUUUCAAUAUUCUCGUGGAGAACCUUUUGGAACAUGUAGAAUUUGUCAAAAAGAGAUCAGAAGGACACAAGGGAAUACAAAUGGAAUGACUAAACAUUUAAUGAAACAUCCAAAUAUUUUUGAAGAAUUUUCAACAGCUAAAAGUGCUAUGCCUCCUUCAACUAGAAUGUUAAAGAACGAAAAUUCUACCCCUCUGAAGAAAACAAAAAUAAAUGGACAAAGUGAAAAAGGUCCCGAUAAUACUUUUUUGAGUGAAGAUUCUAAUUAUAAUGGAAUUGAUGAAACAAUAAUUGAUUUGUCUAAACCCCCUCACUCACUUCUUCGUUAUUAUCAGUAUGACAGAGGUGAUCCAUCAGCAAUUUGUAGAAUUUGCCAAAAACGGAUUAGUCGAAAGAAGGGAAAUACAAAAGGAACAACUAGACAUUUAAUGCUUCAUCCAAGGUUUUCCUUUUAAUUUUUUAGAAAAUCUUUUUUAGUUUUUUCAAACAAUUUGCUAUAGCCAAAAAUGUUGAAAUCCCUGUAUUUAAAACUAAAAGAGAAUUUAAUUCCUCCCCAAAAACGUCAACAAAUCAAAAUAAAAUUUCAAAAUUCGCAAAAGUAAAAAUUGAAAGAUGGGAACAAAAUAAUAUAAAAUCAAAGAAAAUG
Meloidogyne enterolobii is the source of this 794-nucleotide messenger RNA. The record is from the annotation of a GenBank genome assembly. NCBI's taxonomy places the organism in Eukaryota, Metazoa, Nematoda, Chromadorea, Rhabditida, Meloidogynidae.